This is a messenger RNA of Kickxella alabastrina, 1021 nucleotides long. RefSeq lists its product as uncharacterized. The record is from RefSeq and is a predicted model, not a curated record. NCBI's taxonomy places the organism in Eukaryota, Fungi, Kickxellomycota, Kickxellomycetes, Kickxellales, Kickxellaceae. The transcript has a single exon. Bases 84 to 830 code for a protein of 248 amino acids.
CUGAAAUAACAAUCUAGUAACUCGAAACCGAUAAUAUUUCCUCCACUCUAUUCUUAACUAUCAAUAAUUUUAUAUAACUAAAGAUGGCCUACGCCAGACCACUUGGACAGACAUUCAACCAGCUCAAUCUCAACAUGUACCGUCUGCCCGACGGGCAGCGCGGCGCACUGAGAUCUACGAGCCUGGCCCUGGCGCGUGAAGCAUCGCGCGAGGAGAGCCAGCGACUCGGCAGCGACCGCAGCGGCCACUUCAAUCCCUUCAAGGGCAUCAAGCGACUGUACUCAGGCCUGCGCAGACACCACUCGCGCUCGUCAGAUGAAGAGACCACACUGCGCAAAUUCUACUCGACACCGCUCGAUGGCAGGGGCUCAAACAUUUCGCGACCAUCACUGUCCGGCGGAACCCUGAUCCACCCCAGCAAGACUACACAAAUUAGUGCUAUGCGGCGCGGUAGCGAUUGCAAUUCAGACACCGUAGUGGUAUUGGCUGAUGAGGCAAGCAGGUUGUCACCGUCAAAUUCGCCCACGCGGCCGCCAAAGCGCGUGCGUUUUUUGAACAGCGAUCCGGAAGUUGUCAAUACGUACUCGCCCGAGGAAUAUGACCGCCGUGUUGAUGAUCCCUGGGAGCUGCUGACUAAGAGCGGCCGCGACAAUAUGCGCCAGGAGAUGCACCAUUACACGUCGAAGGAGAUGGAGCUCAACGAGGUCUACAACACGAACGACUCGCAGUACUGCACAUUGUGCUGGCGGAAGCACUGCCAUUGUCGCGCAAUAGCAAAGGACAUUUGGAGGCGCGACAGGUCUGCGUCGAUGGUUCAUGCUGGUGCUUGAAAAAAUAACAGUUGUGGUCCCGAAUCCACCUAAUUAUUUAAACCCUCACUUGUACUUUUUAAUUUUACCACAGAUACUUGCCGUCGCAUCACAGAGCAGCGGGUACUCUCUCCGCCUAAUACCUAAUAUCUCUCAUUUUUCCGACAAUUUUAAAAUUUGUAAAUAUAUUUUUCUGUUAUUGACCUUGUUUU